AUUGGGGCUAUCAUAAUGACGCCGACCAGGGAGCUGGCCGAACAGAUCAGUGAAGUUGUCAGUCAUUUCCUCCGGUUCCUGCCCCAGCUCACAUCCUGUUGUUUUAUUGGCGGUGCCAACCCACAGUCGGAUAUUGACAAGUUUAUUGCACAUGGAGGUCACAUUGUAAUAGCUACUCCUGGAAGGUUGGAAGAUCUUUUCCAACGAAAGGUGGCUGGAUUCACAUUGGCGGCCAGUGUCAAAGCUCUGGAAAUGUUAAUACUAGACGAGGCAGACAGACUUCUGGACAUGGGAUUUGAAACAAGCAUCAAUGCAAUUCUGAGCUACCUCCCAAAAUUGCGACGGACGGGCCUGUUCUCUGCCACACAAACAGACGAGGUUGCGAAGCUGAUACGAGCCGGCUUGAGAAACCCACUUCAGAUCACAGUGAAAGAAAAAGUCUCGAAAGAAGGUUACACUCCCAAGACACCGUCAUUAUUGAAAAACUAUUUUAUGUUCCUAGAGGCGGACGAGAAGAUGAGCCAGCUGGUCAGGUUCCUCCAGCUUCGCAAGAAGGAGAAGAUCCUGCUGUUCUUCAGUACUUGUGCUUGUGUGGACUACUUCUCUUUGUGCCUCCAACAAAUUAUCAAGAAAACUCCAAUACUGGCAAUUCACAGUAAAAUGAAGAACAAAAGAAGCAAAAUUAUAUCUACAUUCAGAGAGAUGGCCAGUGGUAUUCUAAUGUGUACGGAUGUCAUGGCCAGAGGAAUCGACAUUCCAGAUAUCAACUGGGUCAUACAAUAUGAUCCUCCAAGCUCUGCAAGUUCUUUUGUCCAUCGCUGUGGCCGGACGGCUAGAAUAGGCAAUCAGGGAAAUGCCCUGGUCAUGCUGCUGCCCACGGAAGAUUCCUACAUCAAAUUCAUUGAGCUCAACCAAAAGGUGCCGCUGACAGAAAUGCCCAAACAGUCGGACGCUUCAGAGGUGUCAACCAGGCUUCAGACGCUGGCUAUAAAUGACAGAUCGGUGUACGAGAAAGGGCUUCGGGCUUUUGUUUCUUAUAUUCAGUCAUAUGCUAAACAUGAAUGCAAUAUGAUACUACGGGUUAAAGAUCUGGAUUUUGGUCGUCUAGCUCAAGGUUUUGGGCUUCUACAUGUGCCCAAAAUGCCAGAAUUGAAGGGGAAGUCAGUCUCCAGUUUCCAACCUAUCGAGGUUGAUUUAGCCUCAAUACCCUACAAAGACAAGAUACGCGAGAAGUUGAGACAGGAGAAACUGGCGUCUGAGAAAGGUGUUCAGAAAGUCAAACUGUCAAGGCCUCCUCGA
Messenger RNA from Candidula unifasciata, 1299 nucleotides. The record is from the annotation of a GenBank genome assembly. Lineage: Eukaryota; Metazoa; Mollusca; Gastropoda; Stylommatophora; Geomitridae.